Limulus polyphemus (Atlantic horseshoe crab) is the source of this 5201-nucleotide messenger RNA. RefSeq lists its product as uncharacterized. The transcript has 2 exons. The record is from RefSeq and is a predicted model, not a curated record. Bases 1376 to 4738 code for a protein of 1120 amino acids. Lineage: Eukaryota; Metazoa; Arthropoda; Merostomata; Xiphosura; Limulidae.
UAAUUUAUGUGACUUACGUCAUAAAACCUUUCGGUUGGCCUUGAUCUGAAAGGCAUCAGGCUUAUCACGUGCAAAUACAGUUGAAAUUUACAUGUAUUGGCGUAUGUUAUAUCACGUUCGUUUCAGAUCUGCUAAUUUGUUAUUUCUGCCAACGAGUCUGACCUCCUUGUACCCGCCAUCUAAAUGUUAUCCACCAAUGGAGAUCAAGUUGCACAAAUCUGCUGUUUAUUGCUUACUUGGUUCGUAGAGCCGAAAGGACGACUUGCUGUUUAUUGCUUACUUGGUUCAUAGAGCCGAAAGGACGAUCUGCUGUUUAUUGCUUACUUGGUUCGUAUAUCCGAAAGGACGACUUGCUGUUUAUUGCUUACUUGGUUCGUAGAGCCGAAAGGACGAUCUGCUGUUUAUUGCUUACUUGGUUCGUAGACCGAAAGGACGACUUGCUGUUUAUUGCUUACUUGGUUCGUAGAGCCGAAAGGACGAUCUGCUGUUUAUUGCUUACUUGGUUCGUAGAGCCGAAAGGACGAUCUGCUGUUUAUUGCUUACUUGGUUCGUAGAGCCGAAAGGACGACUUGCUGUUUAUUGCUUACUUGGUUCGUAGAGCCGAAAGGACGACUUACAGUUGACUACUACUACUAUUCUCUUACAACUCUCCAAACUUACGUUCUUAAAACUGCUGGUUAACUUCCCAUCUAGGACUACGUCCAACGUGGGAAAUUCGGCUCAAAGCAUUUACUAAUAAUAACGCAAGAUUGAUCAAGUGAACCAGGAGGAAAGGAGAUCAACCAAACGACUACUUUUCGCUCAUCUUGUAGUACAAUUUCCAGUUACAUUCUUUCUAACAGCUCUCAAGAAAACGAAGGAAUCAAAACCGCUGGAGAGUUUUUGUUCUCGUAAGGAAGGAUAUUAAUUCAGUGUAAGACGCAGUGCGCACAAAUCACAUAACCAGCUCAUUUCACCUGGGUAACGCCGUUUAUAAUCUUUAAAAUACCGAAUUAAAGCGUUGAAGUGUAGUGGUUUUUCCAUUCAGAAUAGGAACCAGGCGAAUAAAAAGGGCUCUUACAGCAGUGGCUGCCUGUGCUUUAAGGCUCUCUCCCCUGAGUCUAAAUAGUUUACCAUUUAAAAAUGAUUUUCCUCGAUAUGAAUUAACAACGCCACCACUGGCUUAAAAUGUUUAUGUUGAGACUCGAGAUGCUGAUCUCCAGUUUUGAUAUUAUAAGAUGCAUAAACGCCGUUGAUGUUUUGUUUGAUUUAAGUAUUUUGAAUACUGUUUCAUUCAAGUAAAACUGAAUUAUACUGAAACGUGGAAAGGCAGAUACAACUUACAUUUGGGUUAAAAACAACAAUCAUGUCAUUCGCCCCGUAAACUUUAUUAACAAUGAAACGGCAGCCCGAAACUAGCGAGAACCUAUGCUUGAGAUAUAAUCUAGUACUGUCAGAAUGCAAUGCCUACGAAACGACCGUGAAAGGGGAAGGGGAAUCUAGUAUCAUUACUGGACCAGUGUUUUCGAAUGGUGAAGUAAGUGGGGGCGGCCAAAGAUCAAUGACGUUUACUUCUUCGUCAUCUGAAGCUAACGAGCUCACCGCUGACGACAAGCAAGAGUCUUCGCCGAGCAUCCGGAGCAACCAAUCGCAGCAGAAGGGAGCCAGUUGUCGGUUAGGGUUAGCGCCGCUCAAGGUAACGUCUGCAGCUGAUAGGCGUCCAGAGGACAUUCUAGCGUCGGUAGAACGCGAGUCUGGACUAUCGCAGAAGUCGGAGCAUAGAGAACAGAAAAUAGAGAGCCUACAGUCUGACCACGUGGACGAGAACGUCAGCGUUUCACAAGCUUGUGAGUUUGUGAUCGAUGCGCAGGAACAAUGUGACCAAUGUCAGGCUAACUACGUCGAAACCGACGUAAAUGCUCCUAGAAGUAAGAAAGUCUGUUGUAAAUAUAGUAACGAUAUCAUCGGAGAAUCUGCGGAGCGAACACAACGUAAUCAAAGCGUAAAAGUAACGGACACCAAUGUUCAGGAACUUCACACCAUCAUUACCGAAAACGAUGUCCAGCUAAUGUCCACGCGCGUGAGUCCAAAACGCAGCGAAGUGACACCGUCAGGAACUGAAAAUGUUGGAAUGGCUUCUUCUCAUAAUGAGGAAGAAAGUUUGGGUCAGCUGAACUCCGAUGAUCUUCCAAUGAACAAUGAAGAGAAGGCUACUACAGACGAGGUUGAAUGUGGGUUUAACACACUGACCAAUUCGAUCGAAGGUAAAGCGUCUAUAGUUAGUGACUUAGAUCACCGUAAUGAAAGAGGAUAUAAUCAGAAUAUUAGUCAAAAUUCUAAACCGUUCAAAUCCUCGUUGAAGAAAAGCUAUAAUCGGUUUAAAAACAGAUCGUCUCGAGUUACAUUUAGUGAAACUAUGACUGUGUUUUCGGAGGAAUUUUCUAGACCAAAGGUAGUUGCUAUAAGGCCAACAGAUUUAACCCUAACCGAAGCAUGUUCCGUGUACGAGCCCCCGCCUCAGUAUCAAGACUCGUUGGAUCUCAACCCCCCAACUGAAUAUCAAGAUACAACGGAUGACGUGACUUUUCUUCUGGAAAGAGAGUUUGACACGGUAUCCAUAGAGACGGCAUCAGAGGAAGGAGGUAUUACCGAAGUAACCAAUGGCAACUGUAACGUCAAAGUGAGGUUAAAUAAAGGUAACACAACUGUGGAAACUUGUGUUGUUCGUGAUACCUUAUCAAGUGUCGGCGAGGAUAAAGAUGUAUGCGUGGAAAAAGCACCACUUUGUACCAUUAAUCCAGGCGAAGACAUCCAAAAAAGACUUGAGUGCGAGACCUUUCUCGAAGAAGAAAAAGAAACUUGCGAAAACGGGAACAGCUCGAAAAACACUGCUGUUCUAACAUUGGAUAAUGUGAGUUCUGACGACAGAAUAAGCGACUCGUUGGAAUCUAAAACUCGAGAAUGUGUGCCAGACGUAUUGUCUGGAAUCACGGAGCUUGAGACUAAAACCCCCGCUCUGGAGAAACAGCCUUCUAGCCUCUCACCCCCACUGAAACAGUUCAGUGUGGACCUGGUCCAUCCCGGGAAGGAAGACGAGGACUGGCAGGCCGAGCUUAAUCCACGUAGCUCUAUCCAGGAGACAGAUAGUGAUUCUAGCAUGUCAUCUCAAGAAACCAUCAUCAUGAUGACGUCAGAAGAGAGGAAACGGAACGAGGAACACAUUCGGGAUAGUUUACGAAGGUACGAGAAGCUUCGGAGACGGAUUUUGGGAGACCACGUGAGUGGAAACCUAAACGAAAAUUUAACUUAUAAUUUGCAUGGCAGCGAAUACAAUAAACUAACUGGCUCUUCCCCAUUUCUCCGCGACGAAAAACGAAAUGAAAGGCUGAAAGAGCACUCUGAACUUCGGCUAAAUGGUAUCCUUAGAACUAACUCUCAAAUUCGCGAAACAAUUGAAAAAAAUGCUUUGCGCCGCAGUUUACAAAAGAAAACUAAAGCUCGAAAGAAAUAUUCGCCAUCUGGUGGAGAAGUAAAUAAAGAGCAAUCAAAAUCACCCCCCAAAUCAGAUACGUCAUUGGUUGAAAAACUGAAAUGGUUGACUAGUGAAAUUUCGGAGCAAGAAGGUGAAUUAGGAACUGGUACAAAUAGUUUACAAAAUUAUACUUGUAACAUCGCUGAAAACCAUAAUCACGAGGCUGUUAGCUUUGAAGGUGCGUUACCCGAGGAACCGGUAAAUGGGAAGGUGCUGUGUGACCAAUAUUUACCACAGACAGGACGAUCACUUCCUGUCAUACUUCGAAAAAAACGCCAUGUUCACGGACAAGGGAAUUUUCAGAAAAGGCCAUCAUCACUCGGGAAUGAUUGGGAAGAUCUUUCUAGCAGAGACGAAAGGUUAGCUACCAUGAUGAUCCCCAGUGACCUACGGGAUUGGAAAAUAGAUUAUCAAUCCAGUGGCUUCAGUUCUCCUACUAGUAACGGAAUUGCUCAACCUUUUACCAAUGGAGGGGUAAUUGACGACUUACGCAGUUUCCACGCACCCUCUUUACGGUUGUCGCAUGGGGGCAAAAGGGGUGUUCUCACCAGUGGUGCGUCAGAUGAGUUGGAACGAUUUGUAAAACAGGACUUAAUAAGGAUUGAGAGGAUUCGUAAACGGUAUAGUUUAUCUGAAGAUGACACGGGUCUUGCAUUCGGGUUUUCUCGUAGGCCAUCAGUUAGGGGAAUUCGCCCCCGAUUCGGCUCAACAACCGAAAUCAUGAAACAAAUGCAACUUCAACUUGAGCCGCCUGCAUUAACAAACAUUGGGAACCACGUAACCUGGUGGCCUUACGCAACUGUUGUCAAUGGAAACCGCUCACAACAACGAGAUCAAAGUUACAAAGCGGCACUGGUUUUGCCAGGAGUUAGAGAAGAGGAAGUCAAUGGGCCAGACUUAAUUCCUGAAGUGCACAGGAAAAAGGUUUUACCAAAGCGUACCAAUAUGCGUAGCAGUACCAGUGACAUUUUAUCGCACCCACAGGCUCGAAACGUUCAAGAAGGCAACCCUGUUCAUUUCUACAAUGAUGGUUUUGCGUCACACAAUAGAAUAAAUAAACGUACAGGAAAGAGAGUUGUGUACUCUCAAAAUGAACGGGGUGUCCCAGAGGGAGCUAGUUCCUCACCAAGGGCCGCUUCAGAUUCAGUUUUUCACAGAGAGUCCUCUUACGGUAAAUCAGAACCCAUUAAAGAAACCGGGGUGAUAUAUUACGCUAUGAACGUGUGAACGGAAACAAAUAAAUGAGAACUAAUUAAAGAAACCGGGUUGAUAUAUUAUGCUGUGAACGUGUGAACGGAAACAAAUAAAUGAGAACCCAUGAAAGAAACCGGGGUGAUAUAUUAUGCUAUGAACGUGUGAACGGAAACAAAUAAAUGAGAACCCAUUAAAGAAACCGGGGUGAUAUAUUAUGCUAUGAACGUGUGAACGGAUACAAAUAAAUGAUAACUAAUUAAAGAAACCGGGUUGAUAUAUUAUGCUGUGAACGUGUGAACGAAAACAAACAAACGAUAACCCAUUAAAGAAACCGGGUUGAUAUAUUAUGCUGUGAACAUGUGAACGGAAACAAAUAAAUGAGAACUAAUUAAAGAAACCGGGGUGAUAUAUUAUGCUAUGAACGUGUGAACGAAAACAAAUAAAUAAGAACCCGUGAAAGAAACCGGGGUGAUAUAUUAUGCUAUGAACGUGUGAA